AUGUCUGCACAGACUUACAAGAAAUUUGAAAAUGCAGGCUCUACUGACUUGCCUGAUAAAAUGACAAUCUAUCAAGAUUGUAUGAAUAAGUUCAAUGAAUCACCAAUUAGUCCUAAGAGAUGUCGGAUUUUAAUCUCUAGACUACUAAGGUUGUUACUCAACGGUGAAACCUUCCCUGAAACUGAAGCUACCGCUCUUUUCUUUUCCAUAUCCAAGCUGUUCCAACAUCCUAACGAUUCUUUGAGACAAAUGGUUUAUUUAGCAAUUAAGGAAUUGAGUGGAAUGUCUGAAGAUGUCUUAAUGGCAACUUCUUCCAUCAUGAAGGAUAUUCAAAAUGGUUCUGAUUUGGUUAAACCAAAUGCUAUUAGAUCUCUGGCUUAUGUUUUAGAUGAAUCAACCGCAUUCUCUGCAGAAAGAUUAUUGAAAAGUGCCGUGGUAAGCAAACAACCAUCAGUAUCGUCUGCCGCAUUAAUCACAUCUUUAAAUCUCUUACCGAUUAGCGAAACUACAAUUAAGAGAUUCGCAAAUGAAGCUCAAGAAGCCAUUGGUGAUUUGAAACAAUUCCCACAUAGUUCCGGUGCCAACAGUGAAUAUUAUCCAAAUUCCACUUUUACCACUCAAUAUCAUGCUUUAGGUCUUGUUUACCAGUUGAAGAAAAAUGAUAAGAUGGCUCUAUUAAAAUUAGUCAAACAAUUAUCUGAUAAUGGCAAUUUAUUGAAAAAUCAAAUGGCUAAGGUUCAGUUGGUAAAAUUAGUUAAUGAUUUAGUCAAUAGAGAUAAUCAAUUGUUUCCACAAUUUCAACCAAUAUUAUUCAAUUGGUUAUCAAAUAAAUUUGAAUCCGUUCAAAUUGAAACGGCAAAAUUAAUUACCUCUUUUGCAAGUAGCCAUAAAAAUGCACGUUUAGUAUCACCAGAUCUCUUUGCUUCAACAAUUUCUACCUUACAAGGUUUAUUAACUGUGCCAAGAGUCACUAGUAGAUUUGCUGCAUUGAGAAUUCUAAAUAAAAUUUCAAUGACUUCUCCUGAAAAAAUCGUUAUAUGUAAUCCAGAAUUAGAGUCUUUAAUUAAUGAUUCAAAUAGAAACAUUUCCACUUACGCAAUCACCACUUUGUUGAAAACAGGAACCGCAAAGAACAUAUCUUCAUUAAUCUCCACAAUUACUAAAUUUAUUCAUGAUGUUUCAGAUGAUUUUAAGAUUAUCAUUGUUGACGCCGUACGCACACUAUCAUUAAACUUCCCACAGGAAUGGAAAUCAAUCGUUAAGUUCUUAAUUGAUGUAUUGAAAAAUAGUGAAGGUGGUCUCACAUUUAAAAACAGUAUCAUAGAAGCAAUCUUUGAUAUUGUUUCCUUUGUUCCACAAUCAAAAGAAGUCGUUUUAGAGAAUUUAUGUGAUUUUAUUGAAGAUUGUGAAUAUAAUGAAAUCCUAGUCAGGGUUUUACAUCUAUUAGGUAAAGAAGGUCCAUUCACAUCAAAACCAUCACUAUAUGUCAGACAUAUUUAUAACAGAGUUGUGUUAGAAAAUUCAAUCAUAAGAUCUGCUGCCGUUGUAGCCUUGUCUAAAUUUGCACUAACAAAAAAUGAUUCCACUUUGAAAAGCUCAAUCAUUAGUUUAUUGAAAAGAAUAUCCAAUGAUCAAGAUGACGAAGUGAGAGAUAGGGCAACUAUUGCAUUGAAAUUGAUUGAUUUCACGUCAGCAGAUGAUGAAAACAGUUUAAUUGCUCACGAUUUACUUCAAUCGAAGAAAUUUUAUGAUUUACCAUCAUUAGAAAAUAAAUUAUCUGCGUACCUUUCUUCAAACACUGAUUCAUUCAGUACGCCAUUUGAUUCAGCCUCCGUUCGUAAAUUUACUGAAGAUGAAGUUAAGGCUAUGGACUUGAAGAGGAAGCAAGAGCAGGUUUUCAAUAACACUUCCGAAGGUUCUAGAGAGACCCCGAUUGAUAUGAGUCUCGAAUCCACAACAUCUAUCAAAGAACAAAGACUUGAUACUGAAACAUAUCAUGGUGCAAGUUUGGAUCAACAUCAAGAAGAACUAGUUGCCACCAAGUAUGCUGAUGAACUAAUGAACGUCGAAGAAUUCAAGGAUUUCGGUAGUCUGAUCAACAGUUCAAAGAUCAUUUCAUUGACCGAACAAGAAGCUGAAUUUGUUGUCAGCGGUGUAAAACAUAUUUUCAAGAAACACGUUGUUUUCCAAUUUAAUAUUAAGAAUACUUUAACUGAUGUGGCACUUGACAAUGUUGCUGUUGUCUGUACUUCAGAAGAUGCUGAAUCAAGUAAACUAAAUGAAACUUUCACUUUACCAAUUGAUAGAUUGAUGCCAUCGAUUGAGUUACAAUGCUACGUUGCCUUCGAAAAGGAUUCAGAUGUUGUUAUGGAAGGUUUCUUAAACAAUUUGGUCUUCACAACGAGAGAAUUAAACCCAGAUACACAAGAACCAUAUGAAGAUGAUGAAGGUUUCCAAGAUGAAUAUGAAAUUGAUCCAAUUUACUUAAAUGCUGGUGACUACAUUGAGAGUUCUUUCAUUGGUGACUUCGAAAGUGCUUUCGAUGAAUUACCUAACGAAGAAAUUGCUGUUUAUAAUAUUCAAGAAGACAUAUCGUUGCAAGAAGUUAUUGAUAAGUUAGUUGUCAAUACAAGUUGUUUACCUCUAAGUAAUACACAAUUUGCACCAAACGAUUCCAAUAGUCAUACUUUGAAAUUAUUUGGUAAGAGUGCAUUAAAUGGUAUGAAGGUUGCUUUACUCAUCAAAAUGAUCAAAAGCUCCAAGGGUAUUGUAAUUAAAGCACAAGGAAGAGCUGAAGAUGAAGAAUUAUGCUCUGAUUUAGUUAACGGUUUAAUGUGA
This is a messenger RNA of Kazachstania africana CBS 2517, 2838 nucleotides long. RefSeq names its product coatomer subunit gamma (gene SEC21). Gene Ontology annotation, molecular function: structural molecule activity. Bases 1 to 2838 code for a protein of 945 amino acids. The record is from RefSeq and is a predicted model, not a curated record. The transcript has a single exon. NCBI's taxonomy places the organism in Eukaryota, Fungi, Ascomycota, Saccharomycetes, Saccharomycetales, Saccharomycetaceae. Gene Ontology annotation, cellular component: COPI vesicle coat; Golgi membrane; endoplasmic reticulum-Golgi intermediate compartment. Gene Ontology annotation, biological process: intracellular protein transport; intra-Golgi vesicle-mediated transport; protein secretion.